This is a messenger RNA of Scophthalmus maximus (turbot), 2285 nucleotides long. It is a transcript of the gene mettl27, whose product is annotated as methyltransferase like 27. NCBI's taxonomy places the organism in Eukaryota, Metazoa, Chordata, Actinopteri, Pleuronectiformes, Scophthalmidae. The record is from RefSeq and is a predicted model, not a curated record. Bases 648 to 1346 code for a protein of 232 amino acids. The transcript is spliced from 6 exons.
AUAAAUUUUCAAUAAAUACCGGGGUCACAGAGGGUUAAAUGUGAGUGUGGUGGAUUACGUUAAUAUAACGUGUAAUGUCCAUGAAGAAGGAAGGGAGGGAUAUUAUCAGCACAUCUGAAUCAAAUCAAGUUUUUAAUUAUUACAAUUUUUGGACUAACUACAUAGAGUAUCUACGUAGGCAUGUUGGUCUGCUAUAUUGUAGAUCGAUACAUUUAUUAACUUAUAAUUUCCAAAAAUCACAGAUCUGUCGCUUUGGCUUCUAAUUGCGCGCCAAGAACUUCCGGGAACUAUCUGAAGUCUACGUGAGUCACGUGACGUGCAAGCAUUUUGGACUUCCGUUGUCGCUACUCUCUCUCAACGGUUCUGGACUAGCCUUGGAAAAGCCCGGAAGUGUGCGAGCGCGCUAGAGAGUACGGUGGCCGUGAAUGCGGCAGCAGGACAAUAAUGCACGAAGAUAACGCGUGCAGUGGAUGUUAGGGCGGAAAACAAGAUGCCGAACAAGUUUACCGAGGGCCAAGAAGCCACGUGUUGACAUCACAUAAACUGUCCUGCCUUCAAGUGUCUGCGAGAAGUAGUUUCUCCUAACAACAACCAACCACUGAGGCUGCUGGAGGUGAAUCCCACUAUUGACUGUGUGAUUUUAUACAAUGUCUACCGCCACCAAUACAUUUGAGAAGGUAAAAGCAGUUAUCUUAUCCGCUCAUAAGAGCUCUAGUUUGGGAGAAAAGGUCAACUUCUACAACUCCUGGGCAGAAAACUAUGAUCAGGAUGUGGCUGUUCUCGAAUACCGUGCACCAAGCCUGGCAGCAAACAGCAUCUCCUCCCAUUUCAGUGGAGACCGGGAAGCAGCGGUCAUGUUGGAUGUGGCUUGUGGUACGGGACUAGUGGCCAAACAGAUGAAGACACAUGGAUUUGGACACUUUGUGGGUGUUGAUGGAAGCGAGGCGAUGCUUGAGAUAGCCAGAGAGAGCGGGUUGUACCAGGACCUGAAGCAAGCAUUGCUGGGAGAGGAUCCACUGCCAGUCCAGUGGGUGGAUUCGUUUGAUGUGGUUGUGAUCAUUGGAGCUCUGAGUGAAGGUCAGGUCCAGGUGUGUGUGGUCAGAGAAUUGUGCAAAUCCACUAAACCCGGUGGCUAUGUUUGCAUGACAACCAGAGCUAACCAAGAAAAUCUGGAAUACAAAGGCGCCCUUGAGCUCGAGCUGAAGCAGAUGGAGGAAGAUGGACUCUGGAGUUGUGUGGAGGUCACCAACGUGCAGGACUGGGAGAGGGCGGUGUCAGAGAAGGGAGACGGCUACAUCCCCGGUGCUGUGUACCUCUAUAAGAAACUACCACAUGUAGCACAGUGACCAACAAUGUAGAUAUGACCUCACACCAGCCAAGAACUAAAAAAAAGAUUUUCAAAUAACAUAAGUUUCAUGAUUUCCUGACAUUGUCAGUGUCUUAAUAACCCAAAGCUGAAGAUGUGAAACUGCUCUCACGGAUAAUGUGAAUUUAAUAUUCAAUUUUCUUGAAAAGAAAUUGAUUGAAAUAAUAUAUUUUUUGAUCAAGAUUCUCCAUGAUAAAGUAUACUGCUGCAUCACUUUCACACCACACAACUUUUUUCUGUUGCCGGUCGGGUUCAGAAUCGUACCGAGCAAUGUGAUUCAGAAACGACCGCCAUAUAUUAGGGAAAUUCAUUAUGAUUGUCCAUCAUGUGUAAUAAACCAGUCAGAUCAGUUAACCAGGUCUUAAACGGAGGCACAGUAUCUGACCUCCAGAGCCUCAAAGUUACUUUCAUUGUGAUUAAAUUACUGGGGUUUAGUAGGCAAACAAAAUGGAUCAGGUUCAAACAUACAGCCAGAGAACCAAGCAAAUGUGUUGCACCAGAAGUGAGCCUUCUGCACAUCAGUUUCAUCCAUCCAUCCAUUAUCUAUACCACUUUAUCCUUUGAGUUUUCGCGGGUGCUCGAGCCAAUCCUGGCUGAGACAAACAGCCAUUCACACUCACAUUCACACCGACGGUCAAUUUAGAAUCUCUAUUUAACCUAACCCCAAACUGCCAAAGUUUGGGGUUGCAAAUGUCUUUGGAACCUGGAGAGAACCCAUGCAGACACGGGGUGAACAUGCAAACGACAGGCGACAGUGCCGACCACUACGGCACCGUGCAGCCCUAUGUUUCAGUUUCAUGUUUUACACUAUCCAUGUCACAUGCACAAGCAAAAAUUGGUAUUUUAAAAAAUGUGCUUGUACUGAAUCACUUGAGAUUACAACACAAACCUGCAAUUAAAUCUUCCUAAUAGAAACUGA